Molecule: messenger RNA, 6329 nt
Organism: Sabethes cyaneus
Lineage: Eukaryota; Metazoa; Arthropoda; Insecta; Diptera; Culicidae
Gene: flfl
Product: serine/threonine-protein phosphatase 4 regulatory subunit 3
Exons: 11
Coding region: 1266-4397 (1043 amino acids)
Biological process (GO): DNA damage response; protein dephosphorylation
Cellular component (GO): protein phosphatase 4 complex; nucleoplasm
Molecular function (GO): protein phosphatase activator activity
Source: RefSeq, a predicted model, not a curated record
UUCGCGAGCACGUCAAUGAGCAAAUUUUUACUGCGGAAAAUUGAUUGUUAGCCAACGCAUUGCGAUAUAACAGGAAGCAGAAGUGCGUAAACUUGUCGUUUAUACGUAAAGUUGUACACGGAAGUCUUGUGGGAUCGUCAACUGGCCAUCCGUUUGCCGGAAGUGUUAACUAGCCAGUUUUUCUCCACAGGGCGAAAAAGUUUCACCUUUCCUGCUGUGCGGUGGAGUUUUUCAAGUGGAAAAGAAGAAGAAUUUUAGUGUUCCUCCAUCUCUCAACGGUUCGCCCUUGACUGGUCCGAACGAAUAGUGUCGAAAAUAUUCGGUAAUUCUUUGAAAACCCGAUUUUCCUCUGAUUAGGUGCAUAACUACCGGUGUGAAUUUUCCACACUGAAGGGUUAGAAACGGUGUUCGAUUAUAUCGGUCGUGAGUCAAAUAAGAAGAGAAAGAAGAAAAUCUGUCUGGAAGCAACUUUUUCGUGGUUCUUGUUACGUACUCGGUUUGGAUUUCUGGCGAGAAGAAAAGCGGUUGAACCGAAAAACCGAUUCAUUGUUUUCAGCCCUUUGAUUCUCGCCUAGCUCCAUUCAGAAUCCAAUCCUUUCGAGCGUAUAUGAUGCCUGAAGUGAUAACAACAGUUCAACCGUUCGAUGCGUCCAUGUAGGAAAUUGUUUCGUUGUCUGUGAAAGCGAACAAAACUAUCUCCAUAAAGUAUUCACGCACAAGGCUAAUCGAGUAGUGCAAAACAUUAAUCAUCGUCCUGCCGACGUAUCAUCAAUAUAGAGUAAUUUAUGAUUAUCUUGACAAAUAAGUAAUUUAUUUAAAAAAAGUAACUCUGAAAGAGUCCAUUUGGCUAGUGAAUAAGAUUAACACUUUCGUCAUAUUUCCGACAACAUUAGUGAGUGUCUCUGUCAGUGUCGCAGUGUGCAUUUUAAACCAGUGAGUCUGAAAAGGGACUGAUAGAAUACCGGCAAGUUUUACACGUUUCUAAGCAUUGGUAAAACAAGUGAUUAAAAAUUGAGCAAAGCAUAGGUAAAGUUCGAUACAGAAUUCUGAAGAAAAGAAAGAAAAAGAUUUCUUCUGGGCAUCAUCACCACCGUCACCACCAUCACCACCGCCAUCAUCCGACAACGGCGGCGUCGACGGCGACGAACGUAACUACUACCGGCGAUCAGCAAGAAACGCCGCACUCAUCGAGUCGAAAUAAUAGUAAUAGCGGCAGUAGCAACACCAGCAACUGCACCAACAGCGAGCCCGGUGCCAGACGAAACAUGACCACCGAUACCAGACGCCGGGUCAAACUUUACGCACUGAAUGCAGAUCGACAGUGGGACGAUCGGGGCACUGGCCAUGUUACUUCCAGCUACGUAGAUCGAGUUAAAGAUCCUACCCCCGAAGAAGAUUGUUUGAUUUUGAAAGGUGUUUCCCUACUAGUCCACGCUGAGAACGAUGGCUCCAUGCUGCUGGAAAGUAAAAUCCACCCGGACACCAUUUAUCACAAACAGCAAGAUACACUUAUUGUCUGGAGCGAAGGCGACAAUUUCGAUUUGGCCCUCAGUUUUCAGGAGAAAGCAGGGUGCGAUGAAAUAUGGGAGAAAAUUUGUCAGGUACAAGGCAAAGAUCCCUCCGUCGAAAUAACUCAAGAUGUCGUGGAGGAAUCGGACGGCGACGAGAGGUUCGAAGACAUGUCAGACUCGGCACCUCCUAUCGAGUUGCCUCCCUGUGAAUUGUCUCGCUUGGAAGACAUUUCCGAGGCGAUUGCCAACGGCCUAACGUCGCAGAUUCGGAAGGAUAAGUUGGCACAGGCCAUCGAAAGCGAAAAUUACAUCAAGAAACUGUUGAAUCUGUUUCACAUUUGUGAGGAUCUGGAGAACCACGAAGGACUACACUAUCUGUACGAGAUUUUCAAAAAUAUUUUCCUACUUAACAAGAACGCAUUGUUUGAGAUAAUGUUCGCUGAGGAUACGAUAUUCGACGUUGUCGGAUGUUUAGAAUACGACCCAACAGGUAAUCCACCCAAGCAGCACCGACAGUAUCUGAAGCAAUUAGCUAAAUUUAGAGAAGCUAUCCCAAUCCGCAAUACCGACCUGUUGGCGAAAAUCCACCAAACGUAUCGGGUACAGUACAUUCAGGACAUUGUUCUUCCAACGCCGUCCGUGUUCGAAGACAACAUGUUGAAUACACUUUCCUCGUUCAUCUUCUUCAACAAAGUCGAGAUAGUUACGUUAGUGCAGGAAGACGAAAAAUUCCUGGACGACCUGUUUACGUUACUAACGGAUCCUAACACGACCGACGCCAAGCGACGGGACAUCAUACUGUUCCUGAAGGAGUUUUGCAACUUUGCACAGUAUCUUCAACCGCAGAGCAAGGAGACUUUUUACAAAACACUCAUCAGUCUGGGCAUCCUGCCGGCACUGGAGAUUACGCUGGCAAUUAACGAUAAGAAAACGAAGGCUGCAUCAAUCGAUAUUCUGACGACAAUCGUCGAGUAUUCGCCGUCAAUAGUGCGCGACUACACGCUGCAACAGUACAACAACUCGGACACCGAUGAGGAUCAAACUCUUAUUAACAUAGCGAUCGAACAGAUGUUGUCUGAUUCGGAACCGGAACUGGGUGGAGCUGUACAGCUAAUGGGAGUCUUGCGGAUACUGCUCGACCCGGAGAAUAUGCUGAGCUCGGUGAACAAGUCCGAAAAGUCAGACUUUUUAAACUUUUUCUACAAACACAGCAUACAAACGUUGACAGCUCCACUGUUAUUAAACACUCUUUCCGACAAACCGGCCAAUGAGGACUAUCAUACGGUACAACUGCUCGGUUUGGUGCUGGAACUGUUGUCUUUCUGUGUUGAACACCACACGUACCACAUCAAAAAUUGCAUCAUCAAUAAGGACCUAUUGCGACGAAUACUGGUAUUGAUGAAGAGUACACACACGUUCUUGGUUCUAGGUGCUCUACGGUUCCUGCGGAAAAUCAUUGCUCUGAAGGACGAGUUCUAUAAUAGGCAUAUCGUCAAAGGUAAUUUGUUCGCAUCCGUGGUAGAUGCCUUCAUUCGAAAUAACGGACGGUACAAUCUACUCGAAUCGGCGAUUCUUGAACUGUUUGAGUUCAUCAAAAUAGAAGAUAUCAAAUCGUUGUAUACGUACUUUGUGGAGAGCUUUGGCAAAAUCUUCGACGAUGUGCAGUACGUGCAGACGUUCAAGACUCUGAAGAAUAAGUACGAACAGCAGCAGGAUCGACUCAAGGAGAAGGAAAAGGGUGGUUUGGAUAGUGUACCAUCGAUCUUGAGAAACAGCAGCCGCUAUCGACGGGAUCAACGGCAACUGGACGAAGAAGAAGAAAUUUGGUUUAACGAGGAGGAAGACUUUUCCGACAACAAGGCCGGAUCACCGGAACUGGACACUAGCUUAGGUAAAAUGUUCGACAAAAAGUCCCCUGAAUCACCAACGGCUACCUCCGUCAACGGCCCGAAGUACAGUAGUAGUAUUGGCAGCAACACGACGAAUUCACAGCAGUCUUCGCUAACGCAGCUUCAAACGAGCUCUCCUCUGAAUAAUAAUAGUACCGAUAUCAACAGUAAUACCACGUCGUCGGCAGUAACAGCAGAAGUGACAUCGCCCGUUCAUCCGCUGGCAGCAGCAGCGGCGGCAGCAGCAGCAGCAGCAGCAGCGGCGGCAAACGUCAACUCAACGUCCUGCUCGUCUGCUUCCUCCUCCCCGUCCUAUGCUGCUUCCUCAGCCACCACCACCAGUGCCGCCGCCACGAUCACGGAAAGUCUGCCGCUAACCGAUUCGGAGAGCACGCUUUACUCUGGUGAAGAAAUGUUACACAACAGCUCCCGUGAAGCAUCCGCCUCAUCCACUUCCGUGGCGAUCUCCGAUGCUAUCGAAGGGGGACGUAGCUGCAGUCCGGCCAAAUCGUUUGCAGCAGCAGAUUCCCAGCAUAGUUCCACCGAAGUCGGGAGCAGCGGUAAUAGCAGUUUGGUAAACUGCCCUAGCGAACCUAUAGAAUCUCUUGUGACUCCCGAACUAGCACUAGAAGAAUCGAAACGGUUAUCACACGACAACACCCUUUCGGUGAAGGAAUCGGAAGAGGAUGUAAGGCAAAACUGCAACGAAGCUGUCAACAGUGAAGCUCCGGAAAACAGUUCGCCGACCAGCGACAACAGCAGUAAUGGUGAUAUUAAAUAUUCGUCAGUGCCGUCCGCAGCGACGAUAUCUAAAGCUGUCGAUUCUGCACCGGAAGUAACGAAGCCGGAUAUUGGCAUGGAUUCUGUGUCGGCGACAUCGGCCGCAAUCGUGGGAAGCAUCAAGAAGGGUCUCGUUGAUUACGAGGAAGAUUCAGACGAAGAGGACGACGAUGACGACAGUGAUAGCCCCGUACAGAAGAAGGCACGAAUAGCAUAGCGUCGUAAUCACCAUCAUCACCUGCCGCUCAAUCGCCACCGGCGGGAGCAGAGAAACCAGAACCGUAACCAUAGUAGUAACCACCAGCAGCAUCAUAAUCAUCAUCAUCAUUAUCAUCAUCAUCAACAGCAGCGGCAGCCACCGGCUCAUGUUGCAUGUGUUGACGAUACUGACGCUGUAACAGCAACCGACAAUGAUUUAUCGCUUGCUGCUGAUGCAUCAACCACAACAACAACAACAACAACAACAACCGAAACAACAAAUUAUACAUAAAUCUUAUAAAUACAUGUGUAUCUAGAGGUGAAGUUCGCUAAUUUUACGGACAGCUAACGGGGGAAAAAGAACGUCUCACAAUGACAAAAAGAUAUCCAAAUAGGUGGUUUGGCGGAGAAGUACACUCGUUUCCUUUUUUGUUUAGGAAAAAUCCGUAGUGUUUAGGAACAGGAGACGCAAACAAUUUUUAAUUAUUAUACUGGAUAAUAAUUAAAGCUGUAAUUUAAUUGAAUGAAGAAAAAUCGGAAAAACUGAGUAGAGAUAAGUCUUAUUAAUAUUACUACUGAAACAAGCAAAAAACAAAACCCAUAUAAAAUGAAACAGCGAGAAAACUACUACUUUACUACUACCGCCAGUGGUUGAGGUACGUCUUGAAUGACGGGAAACUUCUCUCGGUCAAACGGUACGAACGAUAAUAAUUGAAAACGAAAACCUUUCCCGAUGCAUGAGAAAGAUACUAAUUCGGACGUAAUGAAACUUUUUGUAGUACGUUCGUUAGGAUGCUGCUACUGUAACCAAAAAGUCACAGAAGCGAAGCCACCAGCAGCUUUUCUAGCGGUAAUUCCGUUGUUAAGUAAGAAACGAAAGUCCACUAAAACUGCCACUAACUGGCAAAUUUUCUGUCAUUCAUGUAUUUUGUGAGGAUCAACACAAAGAAAAAACAAAAAGGAAACUGCACACUCCAAAGGAAGAACAAAAUUAAAAAUUGGACGUAUAUGAAUUAAACACGAUUGUAAGUUGAAAACUGGAGUUAAAACAUGUUAAAUUUUUAAGAACAGGCAAAAAGUGUAAAUUUAAAGCAACUGCGAUAAAAUGUUGGCAAGCUGAAAGGUUCUUUUCCUGAUUUUCUCACUUUGGAUUCGGGGAUUUUCUCCUUUGGACGCGGAUUUUACUCGCUCAGUUUACGACAGUACUCCUAUACGGUAGCUCAGUUUCGAGCAAAAAGACUCUUUCCUUGGUUGGUCUUAAUUACGUUCUGUUCCGGAAAUAACGAAAUCCAGGGAAAGGUAGCUGAAACCGUACGCUUCCACUUACUUUUUCCUCUUGAUUCCAUUUAUACAUUUUAUUUUCAUUUCCAACAUGUUCGGCUUUGAUGGAGAAUUUUUUGACAAGAAGUAUUCCCCUUCAGACCUGACCGGAUAAUGGAGUAAUCGAAAUUUGGUUCUGUUUUUCCUUCAGUUGCUGUAAAUAGUAGUUACUUAACUGUAAUUAGCACUAAGCCAAAUUCUCGUAGGAAAUAUAUAAAAUUGAAACUAUACGAAUUAUUGCUAGGUAAGUCCGAGAUGUAAAUGUUUGAUGAAGAUCAUUGAUCAUUAGACAACUUAUAAAAUUCCCUAGAUCGUGGCUGCUUGGCCAUUAUUUGCAAUGUAUCCGGAUCCCCUUUCUCGCUUGUAAACAGUAGUACCCACACAAGCAAGGAGUCUUUUUGCUGAAAUGUUGUUGUAAAGAACGCUUCAUUUGCUUCCACGAGCACUAGCAGUGAUCAGUUGCGUAUUGUGUUAUUAAGCCCGCAAUCAAAUGAAUUUUGCGCGGGUCGAACAACUAAUUGUUGCCAAUGUAAUAGUUGGGAGAAACAUUGCCGAAAUGAUUGAACAAAAAAGGGAAUUAGGAAAAAAUACAACUUUUUACGAAAGCAAAAGUGAGAUGAAAAAGUAAAAA